ACCGCCGAGCGAAACAGAACCCGUUUCGGACUCGCAGUCACGUUUUAUCAGCGUCGCGACGCGUUGCUGCCGAAGCCGAAGAGGAGGACGAGGAAGAUAAGAGAAGAAGAAGAAGAGAAAGAAGAAAGGAAGAAAAAGAAGAAGAGAGAAAGGAGUCUCCUCGGGACGGUAGCUUCAAAACGAAGAUCUGAAGAACUUCGCGAAUCUCUUCUAGGACUCUCUUCAGAAUGACGGAAGUGGGAAAGCACGUGCUUCUUCGUGGUCUUCUGCCGCUGGUGAUUCUGGCGACCUUGAGCGGGGCGCAGCAGCAGUUCCGGUGCCCGGAGCCCAAGGGUUUCUUCCCCGAUCCGGAGCAGUGCGAUCUUUAUUACGCCUGCUUGGACGGCCAGCCUGAGGAGAGGCUCUGCAAGGAUGGGCUCGUCUUCAGGGAUGACAAUCCCAAGAAGGAUUUCUGCGACAUACCGGCGAAUGUGCCCUGCGGCGACCGCACGCUUUUGCAGGAGCCGCAGCCUAGCAAGGGCUGCCCGCGCGCGAACGGCAUCUUCAGCCACGAGGACCCGGCCGCGUGUGACCGUUUCGUCAACUGCAUCGACGGGGUGGUGCAGGUGGUGCCCUGCCCGCCCGGACUGGUCUACGAGCCCAAGAUGUCGAGCUGCGUCUGGCCGGCGGAUUCCAUUCGCCUGUGCGAGAACGCGAAGCGCGACGUCCUGGACGACGGCUUCGUAUGCCCGGACGGCGACGUUGCCGGCCCGUCCGGCAGGAUCCUGCCGCAUCCCACGUAUCCGCAUCCCGAGGAUUGCGCCAAAUUCUACAUCUGCAAGAACGGCGUGGUGCCGCAGAAGGGCCAAUGCGAGCCCGGCACCGUGUACAACGAGGAGAGCUUCAGGUGCACGGAACCGGAAUACGUGCAGGGAUGCGAGGACUAUUAUAAACACAAGAACUGAGUUGGCGUACCGAGGAUGCCGCAGUUAACCGCAGCUACGUGACCAGAAAUUCAUUUAUAAACUCACGAGACCAGAGCGAAUAAAUCUGACGUUUGCUAUUAAAGUUUAGUUACACAGAUGUUCAUUUCUACCACCAUAUUUCUUCUUUCUAACGUAGAUUAUCUUCAAUCCCGAUUUAACUUAGUUUUUAUUCUCUUCUAAUUUUAAAAAUUAGAAAAAAGAUAGUA
This is a messenger RNA of Wasmannia auropunctata (little fire ant), 1171 nucleotides long. RefSeq lists its product as uncharacterized. The record is from RefSeq and is a predicted model, not a curated record. The coding region runs from base 228 to 944 and encodes 238 amino acids. Gene Ontology annotation, cellular component: extracellular region. The transcript has 4 exons. Gene Ontology annotation, molecular function: chitin binding. Lineage: Eukaryota; Metazoa; Arthropoda; Insecta; Hymenoptera; Formicidae.